GACCUCCGGUUUCUGCGUGCACUGCCACGUUAGUAGCGGUAGACACAAAAUACCAGCUACUCUCCCAGCCUUAAGCAACAAAAAAGACCGCAACCUGCACCACUUCUUACGCUUAAAGUCCCUCGUGUGCAUUCCCGCUGCUCUUGUGUCUCUGUUUGUAAGAAACUCGGUGCUAAAAUGUGGAAGUUUAUCUUGCUGUGCGCUGUGGCUGUAGCCCGAGCUGAGAUAACUGAGGAGGAAGAUGUUCUGGUGCUGAAGAAAAGUAACUUUGACGAGGCCCUAAAAGCUCAUCCGAACAUCCUCGUUGAAUUCUAUGCUCCAUGGUGUGGUCACUGCAAGGCCCUGGCCCCAGAGUACGCCAAGGCGGCUGGGAUGCUGAAGGCUGAGGGCUCAGAAAUCCGCCUGGGCAAAGUCGAUGCCACAGAAGAGACAGAAAUGGCUCAGGAGUAUGGCGUGAGGGGCUAUCCCACCAUCAAGUUCUUCAAGGGAGGAGAGAAGUCUUCACCCAAAGAGUAUUCUGCUGGCAGACAGGCUGAUGACAUUGUGAACUGGCUGAAGAAGCGCACGGGCCCCGCUGUCGCCGCACUGGACGGAGUCACUGGAGCAGAGUCUCUCAUCGCUGACAAUGAAGUUGCAGUCAUUGGGUUCUUCAAGGAUCCAAAGUCUGCUGAUGCCCAAGCCUUUGAGAAGGCAGCAGAGGCCAUUGAUGACAUCCCCUUCGCCUCCACAUCUGAUGACGCAGUUUACUCAAAGUUUGAAGUGGCCAAGGAUGGUGUUGUCCUGUUCAAGAAGUUUGAUGAGGGACGCAAUACUUUUGAUGGAGAGCUGACUAAAGAAAACCUGUUGGCUUUUGUCAAGGCCAACCAGCUGCCCCUGGUCAUCGAGUUCACAGAGCAGACUGCUCCUAAAAUCUUUGGAGGAGACAUCAAGUCCCACAUCCUCAUGUUCCUGCCCAAAGGUGCCUCAGACUUCCAGGAGAAGAUGGAUGAGUUCAAGAAGGCAGCUGCAGGAUUCAAGGGCAAAAUCCUCUUCAUCUUUAUCGACAGCGACGUGGACGAUAACCAGAGAAUCCUGGAGUUUUUUGGUCUGAAGAAAGAGGAGUGUCCUGCCAUCCGCCUUAUCACCCUGGAGGAUGAGAUGACCAAGUACAAGCCCGAGAGUGACGCCAUCACAUCAGAAGGAAUUACAGAGUUCUGCACACUGUUUACAGAGGGAAAACUCAAGCCUCACCUCAUGAGCCAAGACAUCCCUGACGAUUGGGACAAGACCCCUGUCAAAGUCCUGGUCGGGAAGAACUUUGAGGAAGUUGCCUUCAACCCAUCAAAGAAUGUCUUUGUUGAGUUCUAUGCCCCCUGGUGUGGACACUGCAAACAGCUGGCUCCUAUCUGGGAUAAACUAGGAGAGAAAUACAAGGACAACGCAGACAUCAUUGUUGCCAAAAUGGACUCCACAGCCAAUGAGAUCGAGGCCGUCAAAGUGCACAGCUUUCCCACUCUCAAAUUCUUCCCCGCAGGGGAUGACCGCAAGGUGAUUGACUACAAUGGAGAGAGAACACUAGAGGGCUUCAGUAAGUUCUUGGAGAGCGGAGGUAAAGAUGGAGGAGCCCCAGCUGGAGAUGAGGAUGAAGAUGUUGAAGACGAUUUGGACGAUUUGGACGAGGGACAGGGUGAGGACUCUGAUGGAGAGGACGACGGACAUGACGAGUUGUAAAAUCUAAAAAACAAAAACAGGAGAAAGGAGACAUGUCCCGCCCCAAACCAGUCACCAUCACUACCUUCACUUACUUUGCCCCUAUUUUCUGUCCCAUGAACAUUAACACAUCCCCUUUAACUGCCUAAGGGUCAGUCAAACACCAGAUAGUCCUUCGCCAUGGGACCGCCAGCUGCAACUCUGCUACUGGCGAAAAAACGGGAUGAAGUGGAAAAAAGAAGGAAAAACUCACCAUGUUUUUUUAUAUCUUCGUAGGAGACCUCAAUGCCUUCUCUACAAAGCUCCACAUCAGCUGUUUGCCUAGAUUCAAACCAAAUGUAAAAGUGGCAUUGUAGUUCAUUUAUCAUCAAUGUUCUUUUCAACUAUCUUUUGAAUACACUUUGCCAUUGUUCACUGCGGGGCCUGGGCAGAAUUGAGUGUAACAUCAUCCCAUCCAUCUGUCCUAUCUUUUUGUCCUUUUCUCUUUGAUUUGAAUGCAGAGGACCAGUUUUUGUGGUUGGUUUGUAGAGCGAUUCCUCAGGGGGACAUGGGGAUAUCCUAUUGGUGUGUUUUUGUAUUGAAGUCCGCACCCUCUGAUCUUGUCUAGCAUAUCACAAAGUCCUUUCCCUCCAUUUGUAACUUAGACCAAUUCAUUUUACUUUUUAGGUUGGGAAGCCUACUUUAUUUUGCUUUCAUUCCCUUGUCAUCUUCCCAAUAUAGUCUCCUCAUUUCGCAUUGCUGCUUGCAUUUUGUAAAAAAAAUAUAUAAUGGUUAACGUUUUGGGGUAAAUUGUGUUAUUUAAUUGCUUUCAUUGAGGAUUUUUAUAAUUUAGGUUUUGUCAUUUUUAAUAGUGUUCAAAUGUGCCCAGUUGUAGUACGUUGGCCUUGUGGGGGCCCCUUACACACAAUUUUCAAGAGUUCAAACUGAUAACUCUUAAUAGGUUGCACUGCAUUUAUGCCUAUUUGGAGAUUUACUACUAAGCACGCAGGCAGACUGGUGCAGAUUACUGGUCAGGCUGGUCUGAGAAUUACAAAGAAAAGGGAGCAGUUGCAAAGCCCUAUCCCGCACUUAUUAUGUACUUAAAACAUCCCAUUUGGGUCAACCUUGUAUGUUGUUGCUGCAGUGUGCUAUGGGUAUGUUUGUAUUGAGUGAAUGGUAAUUGUGUGAUCAGUAAAGCGACUGUGGCUAUACUUUGUGCAUUAACAGGUGCGUGAAUGUGUGGGUGUUUACUUGUGUGAGUGAGUACUUGUGUGGAUGAUGUGAGGUGUCAGCUCGAGUCCAGGGGAUGAAUGUAACAACUGUACAACUGUGUAGGGAAAAACGCAACUUAAGCAUUCCAUCAUGUUCAAAUUGAUGUGGAAACGUGAAAUGGUGGCCAAUAAAAUUAUGAAAAUUA
Messenger RNA from Periophthalmus magnuspinnatus, 3085 nucleotides. RefSeq names its product prolyl 4-hydroxylase, beta polypeptide (gene p4hb). Gene Ontology annotation, cellular component: endoplasmic reticulum. The coding region runs from base 178 to 1710 and encodes 510 amino acids. The transcript is spliced from 11 exons. The record is from RefSeq and is a predicted model, not a curated record. NCBI's taxonomy places the organism in Eukaryota, Metazoa, Chordata, Actinopteri, Gobiiformes, Gobiidae. Gene Ontology annotation, molecular function: protein disulfide isomerase activity. Gene Ontology annotation, biological process: protein folding; response to endoplasmic reticulum stress.